Messenger RNA from Haemorhous mexicanus (house finch), 1888 nucleotides. RefSeq names its product bridging integrator 3 (gene BIN3). Gene Ontology annotation, cellular component: actin cortical patch; cytoplasm. The coding region runs from base 413 to 1012 and encodes 199 amino acids. The transcript has 10 exons. Gene Ontology annotation, biological process: plasma membrane tubulation; actin cortical patch localization; endocytosis. Gene Ontology annotation, molecular function: protein binding; lipid binding. Lineage: Eukaryota; Metazoa; Chordata; Aves; Passeriformes; Fringillidae. The record is from RefSeq and is a predicted model, not a curated record.
CCGCGUGGCGUCACCGCGGCGCGCGGCCCCGGGGAAUGAGCGCUGCCGGAAGGGGCGGUGCCAAGAGCGGCGGCACUUCCGGGAGCGGCGCGGGGCGGAGGGGGAACAUGAGCUGGAUCCCGUUCAAGAUCGGGCAGCCCAAGAAACAGAUUGUACCCAAGACAGUGGAGAGAGACUUUGAAAGGGAAUAUGGGAAGCUGCAGCAAUUGGAAGAUCAGACCAAAAAACUUCAGAAGGAUAUGAAGAAAAGCACAGAUGCAGAUUUGGUGGGCGUUGUUUAUAUGGAGCAUUUCAAGUCCCAGAGGAGCUGUGGGAGGACUUUCUUUUUCCGUUCUGUUCCAUGGCAGAGUCACAAAUGAGCCUUGGCCAGAGCCAGGAUGAUCUGAUUUCUCAUUUAAAGGCUUGAAAUGCCAUGUCCAAGUCUGCAGUGAAGAUCUCCUCAGACCUGCUGUCCAACCCCCUGUGUGAGCAGGAGCCCUCCUUCCUCGAGAUGGUCACGGCCUUCGACACGGCCAUGAAGAGGAUGGACUCCUUCAACCAGGAGAAGGUGAAUCAGAUCCAAAAGACAGUCAUAGAGCCUUUGAAAAAGUUCAGCAGUGUCUUCCCGAGCCUGAACAUGGCAGUGAAGCGCCGGGAGCAGACGCUCCAGGACUACAAACGCCUGCAAUCCAAGGUGGAAAAAUACGAGGAAAAGGAAAGAACUGGCCCUGUCCUGGCCAAGCUUCACCAGGCCCGGGAGGAGCUGCGCCCUGUGAAGGAGGACUUUGAAGCCAAGAACAAGCAGCUCCUGGAGGAGAUGCCCAAAUUCUACAGCAGCCGCAUCGAUUACUUCAAACCCAGCUUUGAGUCGCUGGUCCGGGCACAGGUUGUCUACUACACGGAGAUGCACAAGAUUUUUGGGGACCUGACGGCGCAGAUCGACCGGCCCGGGCUGAGCGACGAGCAGCGCGAGCGCGAGAACGACGCCAAGCUCAGCGAGCUCCGCGCCCUCUCCAUCGUGGCCGACGACUGAGGCCAGGCUGGGGAUGGGGAGGGGAUGGGGAUCCCCCCCUUUCACCCCAGUUCCCCUCCCAGGGCUGGACUUGUGGGGCUGGAGCUGCUCCCAUCGCCCCAGGGCUCUGCAUCGUCUUUGUCAGUCCAGGAAUGAGUUUUGCCUUAAAUUUUGGGGUGUGGAGGAGCAGGAAAGGGAGCGAUCCCGCUCGGAUGAAGAUGGGGAGUGGGAUGUGGGGUGCUGGAUUUUCCCAGGUUCCAGCGUCCCUUGACACCCCCAGAGCCCAGAGGGUGAGACAGCCCCCCGCUCCUUCCCCUCAUUUUGUGCCUUAGUAGCCCAGUGUUCCCCUCAGGGGAGGGUAAAAUCACUCAAAUCCCAUUUUUUGAGGUACAGGGAGAGGGUGAUGCUUCUCAUGGUGAGCAUCCAUCCCUCUUUUCCCAGGAAUGGUCCAAAGAGCCUGUGCCCCAGAGCUGGGGGGUGCAGGGUGGGGACAGGGGACCACAGACCCCAGAGCAGGGACAGGUGGGGACAUCCCUAAGGGAGACAACCCAGCCAGGAGUAAAACCUAUGGAAAACUGGGGGGCUUCAGCCCCUCCUCGGUGUGUGGGAGGGGCCGCAGGGACGCCGUGGCUUGUCCCCAAUAAAGUUUUUAGCAGCGCAGCGCGGCCGGGGCCGUGUCGGUGCCAGCGCCGGGGCCGUGUCGGUGCCGCUGUCACCGCCGGGCCGCUGUCGCCCUCUGCCGCCGCCCGGCCGCCACUGCAGGGGGACGCGGGGGGCUCGGGGUGUCCCUGGAAGGGAAAUCUGGGAUCGAACAUCGGCGCGGGAAGGAAACGGCCUCAAAGCACGAGGAAUGGAGUUUUCCAGCACAAUAGAGGCAAUUUGGGCCUUUAAGGGUAA